AUGUUGACCGUACAGGAACAAACAGAAAUCAUCCAGAAGGUGCGCGAGGCACUGGACAAGUAUGAAGCCAAGCUCAGUGAGAUCAACCAAAAGAUCUGGUCCGAUCCCGAACUAGCAUUCAAAGAAUACAACGCCCACGAUAACAUCUGCGCAUUCUUCGAAUCCCUCAACGACGACUACACAAUCACCCGACAAGCCUACAACAUCUCCACAGCCCUGCAAAUAACCUACAAACAAGGCCACGGCGGACGCAUCGUGGCCUUCAAUGCCGAAUACGACGCCCUACCAGGCAUGGGCCACGCCUGCGGCCACAACCUCAUAGCAACCAGCAGCAUCGCCGCCUUCAUCGCCACCGUCGAAACCAUGAAAGCCCUACACCAGCACAACGCCACCAGCCCCGCAGCCGCAGGCUACGAAGUCCGGCUCCUGGGCACGCCGGCCGAAGAAGGCGGCGGCGGCAAACUGCUCCUCAUCAAGGCGGGCGCGUACAAGCCCGUGCACGCCUGCCUGAUGGUGCACCCGUUCCCCAUCCUCUCCGGAGCGCCGGACCUGCUGUCGGCGAGUUCCUGUACGGGCAUGUACCUCGCGAAUGACAAGGUGCAGGUGACGUACACGGGGAAGCCGGCGCAUGCGUCUGCGGCGCCGUGGGAGGGCGUCAACGCGCUUGAUGCGGUUGUGUCGGCGUAUGUGGGGAUCUCGAUGUUGAGGCAGCAGAUCCGGCAGACGGAUAAGGUGCAUGGGGUUGUGCUGCGGGGUGGGGAGAGGCCGAAUGUCAUUCCGGCUUCGACGACCGUCGAGUAUUAUAUUCGGUCGGGGAGUGUGGAGGAGCUGAAGCCGCUUACUGAGAAGGUGGUGAGGUGUUUUGAGGCGGCGGCUACUGCGACGGGGUGUGAGGUUGAGUUUGAAUGGGAGGCUUCGUACAAGGAUAUGAAGAUCAACAAGCCUAUCUGCGAUAGCUAUGUCUCCGCCAUGACUGCUAUGGGGCACAGGACUAUUUUCGAUGCGGCUGGACAGUCUGGUGGGAUGAGUGGGGGAUCUACUGAUAUGGGAAAUGUGUCCUACGAAGUCCCAAGCUUCCAUGGUGGCUUUUAUAUAGCCACCGACGGCGUCAAUCAUACGCCGCAGUUCACGGCGGGCGCGGGCUCCCAGGAAGGCUUUAAACGCAGCUUGCAUUGUGCUGCGGGAAUGGCGGUGGUGGCUUGCAGGGAUCUUGUUGAUGAUAGCUUCGCGAAGGCUGUGGAAACCGACUUUUGUAAAGAGAAUCGGCUGUAG
Messenger RNA from Penicillium nucicola, 1272 nucleotides. RefSeq names its product M20 family metallopeptidase. The transcript is spliced from 4 exons. Gene Ontology annotation, molecular function: dipeptidase activity. NCBI's taxonomy places the organism in Eukaryota, Fungi, Ascomycota, Eurotiomycetes, Eurotiales, Aspergillaceae. The coding region runs from base 1 to 1272 and encodes 423 amino acids. The record is from RefSeq and is a predicted model, not a curated record.